AUGGCAGGUGUCAACCCUUACGCUGCUGGCUCCGAAACGCCGGCUGUACUGCGCAAGGAUGGCUUCCAACACCCAGCUCAACUCAGCAGCGAUCCUAUUCGAAUUCACCCACAUGCCCUCACACUGGCACGGUCGGCAGCGUUGGUGAGCGACAAGCUCUACUCUGGAUUCGUCGAGCAUCUGGGUCGGGGCAUCUACGGAGGUAUUGUGGACGAUCCAAACAAGCCCAGUCCAGCCUCGAUUCUCGACAAGCAGGACAAGGGGGAUGAGCGCACCAAGGGCCGUCUGGCGUGGAGGAAGGACGUCGUCAAGAUCCUGGCCAAAGACGGCGAGCUCGAGAUGCCCAUCCUGCGGUGGCCGGGCGGCAACUUUGUCAGCAACUAUCACUGGCAGGACGGCAUUGGGCCUAUUUCGCAACGUCCCAAGCGUGUCGAGUUGGCAUGGCUCUCAACCGAAACAAACCACUUUGGCACAGACGAGUUUAUCGACUACUGCCGAGAGCUCAAGGUAGAGCCUUACUUUUGUAUCAACAUGGGCACAGGUACCUACGAAGAGGCGCUCGCCUGGCUAGAGUACUGCAACGGCACGGGCGACACGCACUGGGCCAACCUGCGACGCAAAAAUACGGGUCGAGACGAACCACAUAACGUCAAGUACUGGGGGCUUGGCAACGAGAUGCAUGGUCCCUGGCAGGUCGGUUUUCUCAAUGCCACCGACUACACCAAGACGGCAAAACGCUGGGCUCACGGCAUGAAGCUCGUCGAUCCUUCGAUCAAGCUCGUCUCUUGCGGAAACCAGGGUAACUCGGAGUGGGAUCGAGAAGUGCUCAACGGUCUGAUCGGUGUAGUCGACCUGCAUUCGAUCCAUCUCUACUCGAUGCUCGGACACGAACACUACAGCACAGUGCAGGGCUUCGACUACGAGAAGAAUGUUUUCGGUCCUGCGGCUGCCGAGCGGGGGAUCGAGAUCUGCGCAUCGCUUAUCGACCUUGCCAAGAUCGACAAGGCCCAGUCGUUGCUCGACUGGAACAACCGUGACCAGAAGGUGGCAGCGCGCGAUGUCAAGAUCUGCUAUGACGAGUGGAACGUCUGGGACGAAGUCAAAGCUCCCGGCUCCCAGGGACUCGAGCAGGCGUACGACUACACUGACAUGCUCGGUGUCGUUGCCUGGCUCAACAUCUUGGUGCGCAAAUCCCAGCAUGUGGGGAUUGCGUGCAUAGCUCAGAGUGUCAACGUCAUCUCGCCACUCAUGACGAGUCCCACAGGCCUCUUGUUCCAAACGACCUACUGGCCUCUGCGUCUGUUCUCGCGCUACAUGAAGAAUGGCCGUCUGCUCAACCUCGGCUUUACGCCAGACACGUACGAGGGCCCUACAUACCCGGAAUGGAUCCAGCACAUCUCGAAACCGGCUUACGUCGAUUGCGUCGCCCUAAUCGUCGAACAGCCAGGCUCGAAGCACGCCAGCAUCCGACUCAGCGUUCUCAACCGACAUCCCACCGCCGACUGGAACGGUGGCAUCAGCUUCGAAGGCUUCCAGAUCGAGAGUGUCGAAUCUCACCUUCUCUACCACGACGAUCUUCUAGCGAAGAACACGUUCGAGAGGCCCGAAGUGGUCGUGCCCCAAAUCAAAAAGUACGGCGGCGAGGAGUGGGCCAGGCAAGGCUCUCAGCCGGUCCGAAAGCACUCUUGGUCAUUCUUCAUCUUUGAAGGGACCGUAUUGUAA
Sporisorium graminicola is the source of this 1722-nucleotide messenger RNA. RefSeq lists its product as uncharacterized. The coding region runs from base 1 to 1722 and encodes 573 amino acids. Lineage: Eukaryota; Fungi; Basidiomycota; Ustilaginomycetes; Ustilaginales; Ustilaginaceae. Gene Ontology annotation, biological process: polysaccharide catabolic process; L-arabinose metabolic process. The record is from RefSeq and is a predicted model, not a curated record. The transcript has a single exon. Gene Ontology annotation, molecular function: alpha-L-arabinofuranosidase activity.